AUGAACACAUUCAGAACUCUGGUGUUACUGCUGGCUUUGGGCGCUUCGGUCUGUGAAGGAGGUAAUCCGUGUUGCGCAGCGCCUUGCCAGAACAGAGGCGUGUGCACAGCUUUGGGUUCGGACAAUUACGAGUGUGACUGCACACGCACAGGAUAUUAUGGACAAAACUGCACAACUCCGGAAUUCUCCACCUGGAUUAAAGUGACCCUGAAGCCAUCCCCUAAUACUGUGCACUAUAUUCUCACACAUUUUAAGGGGUUCUGGAACAUUGUCAACAGUAUUUCUUUUCUAAGAGAUGCCAUCAUGAGAUAUGUGCUCACAUCUCGAUCCCACAUGAUCGACAGUCCCCCCACCUACAACGCUGAUUACGGCUACAAAAGCUGGGAAGCCUAUUCCAACCUGUCAUACUAUACCCGCACCUUACCCCCAGUGCCAGAGAACUGCCCUACCCCUAUGGGAGUAAAAGGAAAAAAAGAACUCCCCAAUGUUAAGGAGUUGGCAGAGAAGCUCUUGAUAAGGAGAAAGUUCAUUCCAGACCCGCAGGGCACCAACCUCAUGUUUGCCUUCUUCGCACAGCACUUCACCCACCAGUUCUUUAAAUCUGAUAUGAAAAACGGACCUGCUUUCACUGUGGCACAAGGUCAUGGGGUGGAUCUGAGCCACAUCUAUGGAGGCAACCUGGCACGGCAACACAAACUCAGACUCUUCAAGGAUGGAAAGCUUAAACAUCAGGUUCUGAAUGGAGAGGUGUACCCCCCAACAGUUAAGGACGUUGGCGUUGAAAUGCACUACCCGCCUCAUGUCUCGGAGUCUCAGCGCUUCGCUGUUGGCCACGAGGCAUUCGGGCUGGUCCCCGGCCUCAUGAUGUACGCCACCAUCUGGCUCCGUGAACACAACCGAGUGUGUGAUGUUCUGAAGGAGGUCCACCCCUACUGGGACGAUGAAAGACUUUUCCAGACUGCACGACUCAUCCUUAUCGGUGAGACCAUCAAGAUUGUGAUUGAGGACUAUGUGCAGCACCUGAGUGGCUAUCACUUCAAGCUGAAGUUUGACCCUGAACUUCUCUUCAAUCAACGCUUCCAGUACCAAAACCGCAUCUCAUCCGAGUUCAACACACUCUACCACUGGCACCCACUGAUGCCUGAUAGCUUCCAUAUAGAGGAAAAAGAGUACAGCUACAAGGAAUUUGUCUUCAAUACCUCAGUGCUGACCGAGCAUGGCAUCAACAACCUGGUGGAGUCAUUCAGUAAGCAGAUAGCAGGACGGGUUGCUGGUGGUCGUAACGUCCCAGGACCCAUCUUGUACGUGGCCAUCAAGUCCAUAGAGAACAGCAGACAAAUGCGCUACCAGUCACUCAAUGAAUACAGAAAGCGCUUUAACAUGAAGCCAUAUACGUCUUUUGAAGACAUGACAGGAGAGAAAGAGAUGGCUGCAGUGCUGGAAGAACUGUACGGAGAUGUGGAUGCUGUGGAACUCUACGCGGGACUGCUGGUGGAGAAACCCCGCCACAACGGCAUCUUCGGGGAGACGAUGGUGGAAAUGGGAGCCCCUUACUCGCUCAAAGGUUUAAUGGGGAAUGCCAUUUGCUCUCCGGAAUACUGGAAACCCAGCACUUUUGGAGGCAGCGUCGGCUUCGACAUCGUCAACACGGCCUCUUUGCAGAAGCUUGUUUGUAAUAAUGUCAGGGGUCCUUGUCCUCUGGCCUCCUUCCAUGUACCUGAUGUGAAAGACACAGGAUCCACAGUUAUCAACAGUUCUUCAAGCUCUCGCCUGGCAGAUGUCAACCCCACCGUCUUCUUGAAAGAAAGGACUACUGAGUUGUAAACACAACAAAUGGAUUUGAAUAUUUAUUUAUUUGCCUAUUUAUUUUGUAUUUAUUGUCUUUUUUAUUUAUAUAGAAUAAUUUAAAAUGUCUAAGAUAUUUUUAAAAAUAGAUUUUUAGUGAUUAUUUGUAUGUCAUUUCUUUUUUUAAACAUCAUUGCUCUUAUUGAGGGAAGACUAGGAUUGGAGUUUAGAUAGUUAACUUACUGGAAGUUGAUACUUGAAUUUUAGUUUACCCACUUAGUUUCCCUGCACUGGUUGUUACAUUUCCGUUUAUGUUCUGUGGGGCUUUUCCAUGGAUGCAAUGGUAAUGUGAAAUUUAUUAAAAAAAAAGAAAAAUCAAAAGAACAGUAGUCCUUUUGUGUUUUUUUGUACAAUGACCAACAUUGACUCUUUAUAUGUAACUUACAUUAAGAUGCCUUUCCCACUUCAGUAUUUCUUUUUAAUACCCUUUCCUCUGAGUCUGGUAGUUGCUGACAGAGAGAAUCUUUUGAAAGUUGAUGUAAAUCAGUUUUCUUCAAUUGGGGGAAUUUUGUCUGAUGGGAGGGGUACAGCCUGAAUGAACAUCAGUUACAGUCUUGACUUACAGGUGAUGUUACAAGAAAUACAAAUGAAUUGCAAUUUUUUUUAAAUGUGACUUUUUGCUUUGAAAUAAAUUUCAACUCAUUUUUAUCUGGUGAAUAAAUUGAUUUUUUUUUUGUUCCCCAUCACUCCACUUUGUGCCACACACACAAAAUACAAAAGAAACAUCCUCUUCCUGCUUCUCCUUCAUCAAAAGGGGGUAAGAAGGUUCUGGUUUGAAUCCUGACUGGAGAAAGUUUGGGUGAAGUUCCACCUGCCAGGAUUUGCCACAUACUCAAAAACAACUUUACUACCUUAAUAAAAAAAUAAUAAAAUAAAAAAAAA
Messenger RNA from Oryzias melastigma (Indian medaka), 2727 nucleotides. RefSeq names its product prostaglandin-endoperoxide synthase 2b (gene ptgs2b). Gene Ontology annotation, cellular component: cytoplasm; neuron projection. Lineage: Eukaryota; Metazoa; Chordata; Actinopteri; Beloniformes; Adrianichthyidae. Gene Ontology annotation, biological process: response to oxidative stress; cyclooxygenase pathway. The transcript is spliced from 10 exons. The coding region runs from base 1 to 1824 and encodes 607 amino acids. The record is from RefSeq and is a predicted model, not a curated record. Gene Ontology annotation, molecular function: oxidoreductase activity, acting on single donors with incorporation of molecular oxygen, incorporation of two atoms of oxygen; prostaglandin-endoperoxide synthase activity; heme binding.